CUUCAUCUUUGUUUACUUGUUUUUAUUUAUUUGUAUCGUACUUUUUUUUUUAUUAUUCAAAAAAAAAAGUAAACAAAAGAUCAUUAUUUUGAUUUUAUCAACAAACCAAUCUACCACGUCUUCAGUAAAAAAGUUAUUGUCAUCACCGAAGCCACAUACACAGGUUUCUGUGCUCAUCCCUUUCCGUCCUCCUUAACAUCUUUACUUUAUAUCUCAAAUCAUGGUAGCAGCUCUUACUAUCAAUCAUGACGACACCACAUUGAAUGCUUGUAUGGCCGGUGAAAAUUAUUCUGCUCAAGAAGGUGCUUUUGAAGGACCAGAAAAGUUAUUGGAAUUAUGGUUUUCACCAUCAUUGACAGAUAUGAUGGAUCAUCAACAUGUUGACUCACCUCGUGGCUUAUUGGCGGUGCCCCGUGCGGUUUGGGAGGAUAUGCUAGCUCUUGUCAAAUGUACUGUAUUAAAUGUUAUUCAACAUGAUCAUGUGGAUGCUUAUUUACUCAGUGAAUCAUCCAUGUUUGUUUAUCCUCAUAAAAUGAUCAUCAAGACUUGUGGAACCACAACAUUAUUAUUGGCUUUACCUCGGAUGUUGGAAAUUGCAAAAACUUUUUGUUAUUUUGAUAAAGUGUGGAGAGUAUUUUAUUCUCGUAAAGCAUUCAUGUUUCCUGAUCGUCAAACUGGACCACAUAAAUCUUGGGAAAGUGAAGUGACAUUUUUGAAUCAAUUUUUCGAGGAUGGAUCGGCUUAUAAGAUUGGGAAAAUGGCAGGUGAUCAUUGGCAUUUAUACACCACCAAACCAGCAGAUGAUGUAUUAUUACACCAACGAACCUCAUCCCAUGUUCAAGGUGAAUUACUUGAAUGUGCUUAUCAAAGUGGCGAAUCAACACCUGUAGAAAGUACAUUUGAAAAUAGUUCUUCCGUUCCUUCUGAUCAAACAAUAGAAAUCUUGAUGACUCAAUUGAAUCCAAAGAAUAUGGAACGAUUUUAUCAACAACAAGGUAUGCCUGUUGGGAUUCAAGGUGGAAAAUUAGUGGAUGAAAUGACAGGGAUUGAUCAAUUGUAUCCUUCGGCCGAUGUGGAUUCUUAUCUAUUUGAACCUUGUGGCUAUUCUAGUAAUGGAUUAUGGCAAGAUCGAUAUUUUACUAUUCAUGUUACGCCGGAACCUCAAUGUUCUUAUGCAUCCUUUGAAACAAAUAUACCCGUGAUGGAAUCUCAUCCUUCUUGUAAAGAUGAUCCUAUUGAUCAGUUGGUUAAACAAGUGAUUCAUAUUUUUGAUCCUGCUUCUUUUACUGUUACUUUUUUUACUUCUCAUAAUAUGAAUCAACAUAAAAGGAUGAUUCAUUCUAUGAGUCAAAAACAAGGUUAUAAACGUACUGAUAGAAUUUUAUAUGAAUUUGAUGGUUAUGAUCUUGUUUAUGGACAUUAUGUGAAAUUAGAUAAAUAAUACUAAUAAAAUGAUUCUCUCCUCAAAUGCUUC
This is a messenger RNA of Halteromyces radiatus, 1474 nucleotides long. Its product is annotated as adenosylmethionine decarboxylase. The coding region runs from base 221 to 1441 and encodes 406 amino acids. Gene Ontology annotation, cellular component: cytosol. The transcript has 3 exons. Lineage: Eukaryota; Fungi; Mucoromycota; Mucoromycetes; Mucorales; Cunninghamellaceae. Gene Ontology annotation, molecular function: adenosylmethionine decarboxylase activity. Gene Ontology annotation, biological process: spermidine biosynthetic process; spermine biosynthetic process. The record is from RefSeq and is a predicted model, not a curated record.